Desarmillaria tabescens is the source of this 3478-nucleotide messenger RNA. RefSeq lists its product as uncharacterized. Bases 198 to 3239 code for a protein of 1013 amino acids. The transcript has 6 exons. NCBI's taxonomy places the organism in Eukaryota, Fungi, Basidiomycota, Agaricomycetes, Agaricales, Physalacriaceae. The record is from RefSeq and is a predicted model, not a curated record. Gene Ontology annotation, molecular function: ubiquitin protein ligase activity; zinc ion binding.
GUGACUUUACCGUCACCGCCUCUCUCUCAUCAUCCCUCACCAUCCAGAAUCUCCGCCGGCGACGACGACGACGACGCAACUGCUCUACUUGUAGUUCCAUCUAAUUCUCUUUACUCAAGGCCAGUGUAGCAUAUCGGAACCGACUCUUUUCUCUUCGUCGCAGGGCGCUUCCACUACAAACACUUCUUCCAGAUUCCAUGGGGCAGACGACUUCCAGGAACCGGAGUCCUUUACCGUCGCCUGAUACGAACGCCUCUAACAAUGUCGAUGACCCUCCAAGUACCCCAGAAACACAGUCUGACAAUGCUGCAGACAGUAAUCAGCAGUCCGCGGCAUCCAGCAUCUCUCCGACAUCCAGAGCAUCUCGUCGCUCAGCUCGUUCUGCCGUUCGCAAGAGUAUCCUGAACCUCGUGAAGCCACGUUCCUCUCAGCAAGAAGAGCCCAGUGAGCGCCCAAGUUCUAAUACACGCAAGUCAUGGCGGGCGUCUAGGCGUUGGUCAAAAACACCACCUUCUGUGACUCCAGAUAUCGAUUCCUCUCCGAGCGCGUCGGCCAGUGGUGCGCUAGCUGCUGUUGCUGAGAAGAGCGGUGAGCCUGACUCACAACCAUCCGAUGCUGUGACGUCGCCUGCUCUCGAUUCAGCAGCAGCAGCUGGGAGUUCCAUUGCACCGGAUCAGGAUCGGGAGGACAGGCACAGCACUACAUCGCCGCUUGUAUUCAACAAUACCCCGGAAGACGAAGUCGUUAUCAGUCCUGACCACUUUACUUCCUCGCAAGACGUUCCGGACGUUCCGCAGGAUGUAUCACCACCACCCACUAUCGGUCCAGCAGAUCAAUCAUCAUCUGGACAGCCUUCUCCAUCACCUCCCCGACAGUUUCCCCCUCCAGGAACGCUCGUCGUGGUGCAAGGUGUCGUACACACGACCGAUGUACCUAGAACUGAUGCCGCCCCAUCCUCUGUUCCGCCCGAUCUUCCUGAAGCGCCGAUGAUGAUUCGCCAAGGAGCGUCGCUAUCUCGCUCAUCGACUCCCGUUAAUCCAGAGCGUCCAGCGAGGAACAGAUUAUCGGCGCUUCUCAGGUCGCGGCCUCCCAGUAUGGUGUCUACAGCUUCACAUAAUGUUGCUCCAAGAGACACUGAGACAAAUCCUCAUCCCGUCGAAGUGCCAACACCGACCCCCGAACCUGCAGCUACCGAUGACGCUCCUGCUCCUGCUCCUCCGCCUGAAGCAGAUCCUUUGGAACAACGUCCUUCUGGCGCUAUCUCAUCUAGCAGCAUCGACGUGCUCGGUACUCUUUUAAGCGUCGCAGCUGCCGCUACGGCUGCUUCCUUGCUCACAGGGUCUUCGGAACCUAUACUCUCCUCAGGCCUUACCCCUCCGACACCAAAUGUUCCAAAUGCGCCAAGUCCACCACCGGCAGACCUGGACGCGUCCCUCCGGCCCAAUUCACCCACACCAACAGCCGGAAUGGCCGACGUUAUGACCGGCCGAACUGAACGUAUGAGGCAGGCCUGGGCCAACAUUCGGGAACGACUCGGUCUUCGUGCACCCGCUUCGUCUCCAGGGCCUCGGUGGCCGGAUCGAAGUGAAGAGAGAGAGGAGACCCCGCAGACAUUGCCUGAUGCUUCACCGGUGGAUGCCAGAGAACGAAUGUUUGCGGAGAUGGCGCGCGCCUUCAACACGGGAUUGGGUAUGCCCUCGGAUUCUCCACAACGUACGGCGGAAGAUUCAUUACCGACUGAAAGCACGGAGCGUCCUGCUAUCAGUUUCUCUCUACCAGCUGAAGGAACCUUUGAACGGUUUUUGAUCGAUUUGCAAACCGAUUUGCGGUCCACACUGACGCAGCAAGCGCGGCAGGUACCAGAGGGAGAUUCUGCCACCGACUCGGGACCACUGCCUUUGGAUCCACUGGCAUCAGAGCAUGAAUCCCUGCCCGCCCGUACUAGCGACUUGGAGUCCUUACCUGUUUCUGCUGGCGCAAAUGCACAGGCACCUCGGAUACGCGACGACACUGGUACAGGGGAGAGUGAAAAUGACAAUGAUAGCAUGCCUGAACUGCAAGACGUCUCUGACUCGGAUUCUGAAUUCAGUAAUGAUUCCGAUUCUGACAUUUCACGCCCUCCUCGUCAUUCGCCUUCGAUCACUGUUCCUCCUUCACAUCGGUCCCAACCUCCCACGCAUAGUGACAACUGGACGAUGCCGGCCUUACCGAGCAGCGCUGGGUCUGCCGCUGAAGCCUCGCGGCCAGAGGGCCCUUCUGGCCGAAUUAAUUGGUGGAGACUAUACCGUUUCCCUCCAAUUCUCGCGCCUCGUGGUGCCAGUGCUGUAGAGCUCAAUUUGCGUCCGCAGCCAAGUCCCCUGCUUGCCUCUACACCACCUGUUCAAGUACCAAUGCCAGAAACGACAUCUCCCCGCCCUGUCUCGUCAACGGCAACACCCGACGCUGCACCUUCUCCCUCACCUUCGGAAACGAGGCCGAAUAUCGUCGUGCCUGUAAUCGUGGUUGGCUUGCAGUCCGUGCACAUGAAUUGGCGGCAUAAUGCACAAGCACCACCUACACCGGCGGAGCCUGUUGAUCCUGCAGACCUCGACGUUUUCCAGCAACAGACUGACACCAACGAGAACGAUGUCAGGAUGCCUGAGGGCGGUGUCGAAGGUUUGAAUAUGGGUGCGGGCGGGCCUCCGCUGCCGUCUGAUGCGGCUCGUGGUCGUCGAUGGCAUGCUCGCGCAGCCAAUGCGUUGCGGAACUUGCGUCCAGGACGUAGGACGCAUGUGCACGGACUUGCUUCCGAUGUCGAUGCUACAGGAUCUCGCACUUUCCUGAUUUAUGUUAUAGGAGGGUAUUAUCCUCCAGAUCACAGUAUCGUAACUGGUGAACCUAAUAACUUUGAUUCCUUCGAGGCAUUGUUGGAUCUCGCAGAGCUUCUGGGACAAGUAAAACCGCCGACAGUUUCGAAGGAGGAGAUUGACAAGUCCGGCUUAGAGGUUAUCAAGUCGACUCGCCUUGCUGAAUAUGAACGAGGUGGAAAAAUAUCAUCCAACUGUAUUGACAGGUGCCUUAUCUGCCUGGAUGAUUAUGAACCCGAAGAUGAUGUACGAGUCAUGACAUGUCGGCAUGCUUUCCAUCAGAAAUGUGUCGAUACGUGGCUUCAGACGGGUAAGAAUAACUGCCCGGCGUGCCGUGGGACAGGUGUAUCUACGGAAGCCCCGGCUCCUCAGCCAGACAUAAUGACACAAUAAUUUUUUUUGCAUCUACUCAUUCCACCGCUCCUUUUUGCCAUGUAUCUUUCGCACCAUGCCUGCCUGCCUGCCUGCAUCUCGUUUAGUAUAGUCCUCGCCUUGCUUUUCUGCGUAUAUGCUUGACGUUCCCUAACAAUUGUACCGUAAUACCAACAAAAGAAAAUCAAUACAUAGAAUGGACCAGAACGAUAUUUACUUGGGUUGUAAGAAGUGGAGCAGCAGGUUGACCUGCUAGAGAA